AAUUAUGGAAGUAGUUAAGAGUGUUCAAAGGUCUCCAAAACCAGCAUUCCCAAGAGCACUGCAGUAUACUAGCUUUCUCAUUAAAAGUCAGAACUGUCCCAGUUAGCAGCAAAAGGCCUGAAGUUAAAUAUGUCACAAAGUUUACCUAGCUCCAAACUGCUAACAGUGGAACCUGAAGCAGGAGCAAACAGCCUGUGUAACAGCUGCCAUAGCCAAGCCCCUGCUGGCAUCACGGGAGGUGGCUGCAGCAGCACCUUCGGGCUCACACAGCGUGCCAUGGUGCACAGCAUCACCUCCCUGUGCUGCCUGAUGCUCCUGCUCUGUGACAGGCUGGCUCUGCUGGGACGUGGCCCACAGGCAGGUGGCUUUACCAGAAUGACUAGAAGUGAUUAAAAAUGCAGUUAUAGCCUCCUGUGGGAUUUCUGCUGUUUCAAGCCAGAGCACUAAACUGCUUGUCCCUGCUUUUACUCUCAGCUAGUGAAACUGGGAGCUUGUCCUGAUCUCCAUGGUCAGGGCUUCAGAAACCCAGCUUAUCUUAACAUGGUGAGCUGUGAGGAGAGCUGGCACCCCCAUACCUGCUGUGAGACAGGGGGGCUGCUUUAUGUCUGGUCAGUACAGCCUCCUGACAGCAGCUGGGCCAUAGCAGUAUAGGGAGACCAGUUUCUAGAUCAGCAAUUUAUUUCUAAGCCUGGUGAGUUGGAAAUAAACAUCACUGUUUUUUGUUAGUUUCUGUGUAGUGUAAUUGCACGAUAUCAAUAUUGAUAAUCAAUAGGAUUACAUCAAUAGGAGCAACUUCAGACUGGAAGGCACUGUGGAGCGGCUGGGUGAUGGACUUGAUGCUGCACCCUGAUGGCUCCAAGAUCACUGGGCACAGUGAGCUCUCCUGGAUGCAGCCUCUGCAACUGCCCAUUGCAUGUAAGUGAGGGGCAGCAGCAGCGCUGGCUUUCCUGAGCAAGCAGGGAGCUUCAGAUUCAAGGCUCGUCUCUGUGUGCCUCGCAUGGAGUCUGAAAUUCCCUGUUAGCUUAGCUAGUGCUCUACUCAUUCAUAGUGAUAAACUCCACUAUUUCCUGGGGAUAGCAGAUAGUUAACUGAGAUUAUGGCAGUGCGUAUAUGCAUUCAUAAAUUGAGCCCUUUCUCCUGUUUAUUCUUGGGACAAUAUUCUUUUUGGAUGAAUGUUAAUGAAAGGAAAAUCCAUCAUCCCAUCUUGUUUGUAUGUGAUGUGGUCUGGUUCUCCUUACUCAGGCACACCUCUGGUCAGUAUGGAGCUGCUGGCACUUGGACCUGUGCGAAGAGUAACAAGUCUCAUCCACUACACAGCAGAGGAGCUGGGUACUGUUUUAUAAUCACCCAGCAAGUAUGUACAGCCCUGAUCUGUGUCUAUAUUUGGCAUCUAAAGUCUCCUGAUGUGGAAAAUACCGCCCAUGGGAAAAAUGUGAAAAAUGGACUAAAGUUCCUGCUCGUGAGGACUUACUUAAAAAACAAACAACAAAACAAAGAAGCAGGCAUGAGCUUUGGGUAGGAUGCUGCUACUAUAAUGUUGUAUGCAGGUCUUUACUCCACUGAAAUAAUGCCAGUAAGUACUCCUGUAUUAGCCUGCUAUUUGUCAGCUCCCUUUCUAUUUUGUAGGUAAUAACAAAUUUUCAGUGCUUCUAUUAUGAGCAUUCCAAAUGUAAAGGAGGAAAUAAAGGAGAUGAAAGUAGUAGACUUCUUUCAAAAAUGAAACUAGUUGCUUGGUUUUCAUAAUUGUAUGUGUUGAACAGAUGAUGGAGAAAAAAGGGUCUUGAUUUACAAUUAAAAAUAGUAGGCAAAAUCCCCCUAAAAAAAAAAAUGAUAAGAAUUCAGAAUUUAAUAGCAAUUUUUUGCAAAAUAAUGUUUUAAUUGUCAUGCAUCUUAAUAAUCUUCAAUUUAUAGUUUAAGCUCCAAUUCAUGUAGGCACCUUGUAGGCUACAGACAUUAAAUGCUUUCCACAGAGAGGUUCCCCACUUGAAGAGAAAAUGUAGACUUGGUACGGAAGUAACACUUUGAGAGUGUAUGGCCAUGUCAGGUGGAAACCUGGUCUCAUCAAAAAAUGCUGUUUCUGUAGCUUUAAAAUGUGUGGCUGUUGUAGUAGAUCAUUAUUUCUAAAGUACAGAUUUAUUUUGCUUUGUUCCCGUGUGUGUGUGUGCAAAUGCUGAUGGGAAGUUGAGUAUAAAGUAUUACUCAAUUUAGCUGUGGUUUUUAAAACAGUAUUUUCUACUGAAAUAACCAAGUAUAUAAAAACUCUUCAUCAUAUGGUUCAUACCUGAAGCUUCAUAAACUUUGAAAUUCAUGUUAAUAGCUAAAGACAAAUUGCUCAAUAAUAAACCAUCGUAACAGUGCUCAUAUAUUGAAAGAGAUAAUUAGACAGUAGGCAUGCCUCUGGUGAGGUGUAAUACGUUGUUCUGGAAAAAUGGCUAGGCAGCUUUUACUGGGCAAGAAUUGUUGAAAAUACUCUUUGGAAAGACUGCAAAUGUUUUCUGUUUGUGUGUCUGUUGUGUAAUCUCGUUCUUUGAUCAAGUCUAAGGGAAACCAUGUCUCAAGGUUAUUGUGUAAAAAGGCCACAAACUGAGAAAUGAGGUAUUAUGUGAAAUCGAGUAUUACAAGCAGCCAGCAGUACUGUUCCUUUUCAUAGAAGUUUGCUUUUUGUUUUUGUUCCUGUGAACAAACUAAUUGUUUGAAUUCUCUGUAGUGAUAUGAUGAAACUUCUACGAAAUAGUUAUCUUCUUACAAUGUAUCUUGUGAUUGCCUUAUCCUAAUUAAGGAAGCAGAGUAGGACUCUUCCUCAGGAGUCCGUUAAUAUCAGUACUGCCAGGGGCACUGGGAGCUGGACGAGCAAAUCACUUUGAGAGCACAGUUUGUCAAUUCAGGAGUUCUCACUCAAGUCAAGAAAUUAGUAGGCGUUUCUAGGCAUGUUGUGUUUUCUUACUAAUGGCUUUUAUUUACGUGGCUGUCUUCUGAAAGGAUAACCUGUGGCAAGCAAGGACAAUAGCUGAAUACAUAAUAUCUCUCAUACACAGCUGUUAGUUUUGUGUAGACUUGAGAACAAGAGCAGAAAAAAUAAUUCAGGAUUUUCCUACUUUUUCAGAUUCCUCUUCAAAAUUGCUAAUACAUCAACAUAGGGAAGUAUUAUUCUUGGUUAGUUUGUUACAUGGUAAUGGCAUUUUAAUACCUAAAAUGACAGCUGAAAUCAGAUUUUGGGUGUGAGAAGAGAGAAUCUUUUCUAAGACUGUUCCGUAUGGCAGUAGGCAAAGAGGAGAAUCCACUUAAAAAGUAAAUGCUUAAAGAAAAGUAGAAUAAUUUCUAAUUGUGCUACUAGUUUGCUUGCCUAGGUGUAAUGGUCACAAAAACCCAAUACCCUAGCAGGUUGGAAACCUAUGAAGAUUACACUGGAAUUACGCUGGAUAACGCUUUUUUCUUCUAUUCAGGAGAAGGGAAUUUCGUUACAUUGUGGUUUUUGUCCCAGAGUUGUUGUUUCUGGUUUUAGACAGGACGGGAGCAAUGUGAAAAGCCUUCAUCUUCUCCACAGACAGCUAUGGAGGAGAGAAGUUUUGGCUGUAAGACUUUGUUCAUGUCCUAGAUGAAGGUCAAGAUGGAGUCUGUUUUUUUUAAAUCUGGUAAGAUUCCUCCAUCAUUGUUACCUCCAAGGAACGUGUUAAUAUUCCAUAGUUCUGAAGAGGCAUAGUGGGCACCAUUAAAUAUUUACAUCUCUUUGCGAAGUCACGCUGAUGCCACCAGGAUAGCGAGCUCUAUAUCACACAUGCUCUAAUUCACCCCAAACACCCACUGUUUACUAAUCUUCAGCCCCCGUCUGUGCUGAUAAUGAGGAAGAGGAAAUGGAAACAGCAGGGAUUACAUGCUACUGAGAAGUCCCAGUUUCCAUGCCUGGUUGUAAUUCUUUCAACAAACUCUUGCUGACUGUGCUCCUGCUUUGAAGUUUGAACACCUCUGUGUUACUGCUGAGCUUUUGUGAUUUGGCAAGCAGAUUUGGGAUUUUUUGUAGUUGUUUUAGUAGCUCCGUAUGACUAUGUACUCUUGUGCUCGCAGGUGUUAUGCCCGCUCGAGGUCAGGAGCAGUACAGAUUGUAUUGGCCAGUCACUGGGACGUUAAUAGCUUGUAUUUGCUGGUGACAGGUACCAGAUGGAAAACAUUCUUCACAGUUAUCUACUGUUGUGUGUGUGUACAGAUAUGGCCACAUCAGUGAGAGAGGUGAGAUUCCGUAUAACAAAUAGCACCCAUUUUUGUAAGGCCAGUAAUGUGUAUGAGUUUGAACUGUGGUGUUUAGCAUGCUCCAUUAGUUUGUAUCACCUGGACAAGAAUCAUCAAAUGUGCUGAGAUGUAGCUAUGCAUAUUUCUAAUCUAAACCCAAAACUUCAGAGCCCAUGGUUGCUUUCUAAACCCCAUAGCUGGCACCGGACAGUAAAUUACCUAUGUAAAAGGCCCUACAGCCACAACCAUUAACAUCCUGGUGUAGUUCAUCUGUCAGGCCACUGUGCAACUUACUAUUGCUGCUGGGGUGGUCCUCUUUUGGUAAAUCAAACACUGAUUCAGUCACAAGUGAUGGGGAGUCAAUUUAGAGCCUUGAAAGCAACUUUUGCCAUUUACAAUGUUACAGGCACAUUUUCAUUAGUCACCCAGGUGUGUGAAAGGAAGAGGUUCAGGUGGGCUUUCCUCUCAGAAGAUUAAGUGGUUUUGUCUUGUGUGUACAUGAAGUGUGAUCCCGCAUCAGUUACAAGCAAUUGGCUUACCACCUAAUAUAGCUACCAAAAAUCCCAGAGGAGCUACAGUGCUCCAAAAGGUGCCAGUCAACAGAUUGCUCAUCUAUGACAAGGACAGGGAAGUAAAUGGCCGAUGAAUAGAGGACUUUAGAUGCCUCCCUUCCUGUUGCAGUGUUCAGCAGUCAGAGCUGACAGAUCCUUUGGAGUCCCUGGUGGUCCAGGCACUGAGAAGCUUACCAGAACAGGCCUUGUGGGGGCUGUGUGGGCUUGGCAAGUUGCCCAGGUGUCACACAUCUGCUGUGUGCAGCCCCUGUGGAGACCAUGGAGCCAUGCUGAAGAGCUCUGGCUGAGGUGAUCUUGGAGGACUCUUUGGGCAUGGCUUAAAAAGGAGGUGGCUAGGAGUUGCUCACUGAGAAAGUGCAUUCCCUGCAUCUCGAACAAUGUGGAGGGGGUAUCCAGGGCUAUAUUUCCCCCAUCAGAGGCUCCAAGCACUGCUCUGGCAUGGUGCAGUAUAUGUCAUGAUCCUCAUGCAGCGUUAACAAGUUAAAAGUGAUUUUGUAAACAUAGCCCCUUGAAUAAAGGAGCAAUAAACUCUCUUGUCAGUGACAACUGUUAGCCCAGAAGCUGCUGGGCGAGCAGCUGAAGGCAAGUACAAUGAAGCAGUGUGUUGUGAACAAACACAGCAACUUCCUGAACUCUUCAACUUCCCCUCUGUGCCUCUGAAGCCUAGGGUCUGGCAUAUAAUAGCUCUGAGUGCUCAGUGCCAGAAAGUGCUUAAGCUGCAUGCAUCUCACAGUGCUCUCAAGUGUCUUGCAGUGUAAAUAAUACCCUCAUCUCUCUUUGGCCAGUUGGCCCAAAGUUGUAAAGUUGGGGCAGAGCAGGUGCAUCUGUAGACACAUCUGUACAUGCACUCGGGCUGUAACCACGGGAGCUCAGAGGUGCAUGCACAAGUAGGCAAAGUGUCACAUGGGAGCACCUAUCUCGUGGAGUAGUCCUUCUUUCACUCGUGUAUUUCCUUUCGUGAGAGUUUCCCCUGCAUAUCUGCAUUUAAAAUACAUGUCAUUUAUUAGGCAGAUGUGAUUUGUGCAAUAUGUAGCUGCAGUAGGUCCUUAAACUUGAGAUGCUUGUACUGGAAAACCUUGUUAUGCUAGACAGAUAUUCUCCUUUCUGGAGUUUGCCCCUCCACGUUCAUUUAUAUCUUCUAUGGUAUCUGCCAGCUUGUAGGGAAGUUGGGAUUGUCGAUGGUUGUUGUAGCACAAGUGCAGAUCUUGGCAGCCUGUGAAGUCCCACUGCGUGUUGCUGUCUCUUUGCUGCAGCUUGCUCCUCCCACCUCUCUGUGGGGAGGAGGAUUCCUGCAAGCUGUUCCCUCUCAUUUUCCAUCAGAACUAGUCACGUUAACCACACAUAAAAGGAAUUGGAGCUCACUUGACUUGUUUGGCUGAAGCAAGAAGCCUAUGGAGAGUGGGCCAGGAGGUGAACACUGGUUGAUGGUCACCGGAGGCUGCUCACAACAACCAGGUCUUCAUCUGAUGCAGUUGAAUUUAGAAGAUGACAUUUUUCAGUGGGAAUCUCAUCACGUACCUAGAAAUUGCGUAAAAUGCACCAAACAGCAUGCACAGAAGUAUCCUGUGUUGGUUUGCUCUGGGCUUCUGUGGGUUUGUGUUGUAGCCUGGUGGGGUUGCAGCCAGUUUUGUGCCAGCAGUUGUUCCCUGCUGACUGGCAGUGAUGAUUCCAGGGAUUAAAAAAGAAAAAUCAAAGAGUCUUAAUUUCUGAAGGCUACACAGUUCCUUGAUCUGCUUCAUCUGCUAAAAUACCAGCUAUUGACUAACUCUGUAAAUGUACUCAUCUGAUCCAUGAGUUUACCACCCAUCUUUUCAUGACCUAUGUUCAGAUCCAUUUGUCUCCUCCUUAGAUGACAAUAUGUAGAUACAUACUGCUGAGAAGAGAAUCUUUGCUUUUCUGAAGUCAUAAACCCUUUCCCAUAGGACUGAAACUCCUAUGAAAAUUGUUUGCGGGUUGUAAUGAAAAAUAUUUCUAAAAAUUUAUACUGACUGCAACUAUUCAAAGUAGAUACAUCAAUACUUUACCCACUUGACAGCCUGGUAAAUGAAUGCCUUGGACUAAAAUUUCCCAUGCAUUCAGCAUAAUUACAUUCUCCAUUGUUGCGUGUUUUUUCCUCUUUAAAAAGAGAGAGGUGGGAGUUGAACGUACUGUAAUAGAAUCACAUUUAGGAUUUGGUGUUAAUACACAGAACUAGUACAAAAAGGGCCAUUGAGUCGUGUAGUGACUCAGAAGGAAACGGAGGAGGGCUCUUUCUGCAUAUGUAGAAAUGUCAAUGGUUCGGCACUGACAUGUCAUGGGAGCAGAAGUCUUUUAAGCAUGCUGUAGGAGACGGCUUCUUCAUUGGGUUUUAAAAAGUAAAUGAAGCAAGUCUAGCAAGGUGCGGUGAGGAAGCGUAGGGUCAUGUGCUGCUCUACAGGAAACGAGAUCGAAGCGACUGGGGAAGUUCAGAGCUCUGUGACCUCCACCAAAUUCAAAUGGCACAGGAAUGUACAGCUUUGGAAAUGUUCCUGUGAUCUAAUCAGCUUCAGAAGGUGCAUUCUGGAGUGAGUUUGUCAGGCCUCGUGUUCUGCCCAAGCAUCUCUCCAGCUUCUGAGGAGAUUUCUUAGCAAGAUCAGCUGGAGCUCAGCCUUCCACCAUGCCUGUGCCUCCCCCUCCUGCACCCCCGCCGCCCCCAACACUGGCCUUGGCAAAUACUGAAAAACCAACUCUAAGCAGGUCAGAACAGGCAGGGCGAAAUGCUCUAUUAUCUGAUAUCACCAAAGGAAAAAAGCUAAAGAAGACUGUUACUAAUGACAGAAGUGCUCCAAUUCUAGACAAACCCAAAGGAAGCAGUGGAGGUGGCGGUGGCUUUGGAGGAGGUGGCGGUGGCAGCGGUGCGGGUUUUGGCGCUGGCAGCGGUGGCGGUGGCUUCAGUGGUGGUGGACCACCUGGCCUUGGAGGCCUUUUUCAAGCAGGAAUGCCAAAGCUCAGAUCUGCUGCGAGUCGAGAUGCUGAUGCUGGGGCAGCCCGCCCACCCGCACUGCCGCCUGGAGCCCGUUCUGCAGCUGCCAAGCCAUUCUCAGCACCCAGCGGCCCGUCUCGCUUCCCAGGGCCACCACUGGGGCAGCGGAGCCCAGCUGCUGACCCACAAAGGAGCCGCCUGCCGCCACCUAGGCCCGAUGUGGGUUCUAAGCCUGAUGCCACACCGCCACCGGUGCCCAGCACACCCCGGCCCAUUGCCUCCAAUCUGCACAGCCGGGGUUCAACGCCAGUGCCUGUCCUCAACCGCCAGCCCAGCCUGGGGCCGACACCACCGCCAUUCCCGGGCAGCCGGGGCUCAGGGUCUGCUGGCUCCCUGCGGCAGCCCAACCCAGGCCCAGCAGCCCCCUACUCGGGCAGACCACCACUGCCACCCACACCUGGCCGCUCACCAGUGGAUGAGAAGCCACCACCACCGCCCCCUCCCUCCGGGCACCGGCCACCUACCAGCCGAGACAUGGCUCUGCCACCACCACCGCCGCAGAACAACAAGCCGCCUGUGCCCGCUUCACCACGGCCACCCCUCGGUGUUCCUGCGCCCCCGCCACCCCCCAGCAGGCCGGGGCCACCUCCCGUGCCCCCCGGUCCCGCCAGCAGUGAUGAAAUGCCACGACUGCCCCAGAGAAACCUGUCCUUGGUGCCCCCUGCUGCGCCCAGCUCUGGCAGCGGCCGCUCCGGCCCUUUGCCACCACCGCCCAGCGAGAGGCCCCCUCCGCCCAUCAGGGAUCCCCCCAGCCGAGCAGGUCCCCUGCCACCACCACCUCCCAUCAGCAGGAAUGGAAGCACCUCAAGGGCUUUACCUGCUGCUCCCCAGCUACCUUCCCGGGCUGGGCUGGAGAACCAGAGAGGUGGGCCCCGGCCACCGCUUCCUCCAGACCGGCCGGGAACAAGUGCACCACCACCACCACCACCACCUUCAUCAGCACUCCGGAACGGCUUCCAGGACUCAGGUGAUGAUGAGUGGGAAAGCAGAUUUUCUUUUCAUCCUAUAUCUGAUUUGCCACCUCCAGAGCCAUAUGUACCUGUGAAUAGAAGUUAUCCCAGUAAACUAGCAAGAAAUGAAAACCGAGGAGGCUCUGGUCGAAAAGAAAGAGGUGUCCCCCCACUUCCCCCCAUACCAAGGUGAAGUGGGUUCUGGCCCUUUUUUGGGCGACAUCUGUUUUUACAAGGUUUCCUUCAAGUCAGCUCUCCUGUCCACAUUGUUGGAAAGUUGUCUGUUUUGCUCUGUUUCCACUUUUGGCUUGUCAGCUGGAAUAAACUUCAGUCUAUUACAGAAGUAAUAGACAAAGCUUAUGAACUAUAGUUGCUCAAAGCUAUAAAUUUUGUUUGCUUGUACUGCAGGCUGUCCUGAAAGGCAUUUUAUGGACCACGCCCGACAUACAUGCAUCAUGCUUACCGGGUCCAGCCCUGUCCUCUUGAGAGUUCCACAGAGGUCUGGCUUUGAAUUUAACGAGAGCUGGAACAAAGCUGUUUCAUUCAUGUGGGGUACAGUGGCUGUAUUAUUUGAUCUAUCAAAUACAAUCUGUUUGCUGUUUAUAAACCAACUGCCAGGGAAUACUGUAUAGCUGAGAAUUCUCUGGAGCCUUCUUUGCUUGCCUGACCUGGUCCAUCUGCUUCUGCGAGCCAUACUCCUACUACAUGGGAACCGAAAGCUUGUCUUAAAUCUUUUCACCUCAGCUUAGUCAAGUAAUUUUGUUUUAUACGAUAGAUAGCACAUCCUGUCCUGAGGAUGGAGUGUUUCUGGCCUUAUUUUUAUCUGCAGAGAAUCUUCCAAAAAAGAGCACAAGUGAAGAAUUCGGCAGCAUAAAAAUAUCUUUUUUUACAACUUUUUUCCUUGUUUUGUAAUAACAUUACAGUUUUAAUCACUUCGUGCUUUUCUACUUUGAUGUGGACCAUCUUACAGUCAUCCAUGUUCUGGAUUAUUGCAACACACUCUUCCUGAGAUCACCUGCAAAGAAUUCUUCGAAAGUAGUCUUAGUGGAAAUGCAGCAGUUAUUGUAAUUUUUCUUUCUGUAAAACGUUUCUAACACCAGUGCUCCACAAACUGCUUUCCAUUUUUGUUUCUUUGGUACAAUUAAAUGAUGGGUUUUUAAUUUAAAAAAUUUCCUGAGGCUCAGGUGACAGUCUCAGAGAGAUUGUAGAUGACUCAUGUAACAGCAGAGCAGCUAAGGUCAAAAAUGUGCAUAGGUGGAAGCUCUUUGAUGUCGUGAAGGAGGUCUGGGUUAGUGUGUUCAAGUGGGAGCACGAGCUCCAAAAUUUGCUAUCUGCACUGGUUCAAGAGGAUGGGAAGAUUUGGCCUUCUGAGUUUACCAUGAAGCCUGUUCUUUCAACCUCCAUUGAAGGGAGCCUCAGCAGAGAGCCGCGAGACUUACGCUAAUAGAAGAAAGAGAAAAGUAUUCUGACGUUGUGACAAUCGGUUUGUAUGUUUAAUGGCUUUUGAAUUUUGUGUUUGAGAAAAGAGUUCAUUGAAUGAGUGUGUUUUGUAAAAGAAUCCAAAUGCAUGUAAAAUGCCUUUGAAAAUUCGAGGAAGGUUUUAAUUCUGAAUUUUUGAAUAUUGCCAAAUAAUAGUUAAUUGGACUUCUGAAGUUUAACCCAGAAAAAUUUCUCCUCUGUCUCCUCAACAGCAUUUCUACAGCAUGCUUCUUGGGACCCCUACAAAGCCUAUACCAGCAGCCAUGUUUCACUGGGUAAAAAAAAAAUAAAAUAGGUCAUGUUAGUUAAGAAAGUGUUUCUCUAGUGUGAGAUAUGUGAACCUAAGCUGAGGCUAGAAUGAAGUUAGCCCUAGAAAAUCCAGGGAGUGUAUCUGAAGAGAGCUUAAACCCCACUGCAAUGUUUGCGUGUGGGGCUUUUUGCCUGUCAGUGGGCUUGGAGGGGCAGACUGCCUCUGUCCUACCGCUGGGUCAGUCACCAUGAGGAGCACAAGGCAAUGUAACUUCUUGGCCUUUUUGGUAUUUGUUUACAGAAUCUUGUUAGCUGUGAUAGCAUUUGAUUAUAUACAGGUUUUUACAUUUUUGUAUCUAAUGACAUAUUUUCAGUUACUAUCUACGGUCUUGAACCUGCAAUUGAGUGCGCAGGCGCAGGGAUGUAUCUACAUCAAGUUGCAGGGUCGUGGCUGUAAGAGUUUCUUAAAGAAAUAUUAAUGGGACCUCCAUGUGACAGGUGCACCUUGAGAUCAAGCCUAGCUCAGUACUGAAUUUCUAUGUAUUUUAUGGAUGUCACUUAAACGUGUCCACUAUGCACAGUGCCUGUCUCUUUGGCUUAUUGUUAUGUGAAUAGAAGUCCAAAUAAGAUUUUUAGGAUAAUAACUUAAAGGAUAAAUUAUUGUAUUCAUGUUAUUAAACUGAAGCACUUACAACUUUGAGUAGCAACAUUCUGAAUUUAAGAAUACAAUAUUUUUGAUACAUUGACCUGCCAAAUCUUUAAUAUCCAAACAGCUAUGCAGCCAAAAAAACUAGAAAAAAUAAAAUCCAAGAGCUGUACUGUGUCUUGUAACUUACCUGCUUCCAGUAUGACUGUUUUACUUCAAGUAAAAUGCUGCAGAUUGUUCUGCCACCCCUCUGCAUCAUUCAGAAUAUCCCGUAUUUGAUCUUUUUGGUAAGGUUCGCUGACCAGAAAGUCUGGACCUUAACCAGUGACUUGGCAAGUCAGCUUCAGUCUCACUUAAAAUGGCUGCAUAGAAGGCCCUCAGUCAACAAGCUGAGAAACCCAAGCUGCCUGUUGGUCUCAGCACUUCCUUGUACUGUAGAAACCUCCUCAGAACGGCUGUUUGGCAUAUAUGUAAAGUACCUUAAAAAUGCAGAAAGAGGUAUUUUUUCACUAGCAACAACUUGACUAUUUAUAUCUUUUACGAUAAAAUUCCCUAGUAUAAUCCAGAACAAUGCAGCAUUUUAUCUUCCAUAUAUCGCUUCACGUAUCAGUAGCUUUUUACAGUAUGAGCAGUAUUAAGGUAUUUAUUUCACUAUGAAGUCUUAAAAAGAAAAAGGAUACAGAACAGGUUGAUACAGUGGUGCCUUAUGACUUUUUUAGUCAACUUUUCUGUUUCACAAGACAAAUGAAGUCGUUGUUCUUGCACGUCCCAACAUAAAUAGUGCUGAUAGCAGCAUUGCACAGUGCUGCGCCGAGUCCUGCUGCUGUUGUGUGCUCAGUCUGCUAACUUGAGUGAGCUGAAUGUGAGGAGAGGUGUGGGUCAGCUUCCAGGUGAGACAUGGUGGCACUGGUGCCAUUGCUGGCAUUGCUCUGGAAACCUCCCCUUCUCCAGACAGCCCAGCUGCCUUCAGCAUGUUUGCACAGUGUUAAAGGACUAAGCUGGGUUCACUGCUUGCAUCUGACAGUUACUGAUUUUGUUUUAAUGCCAUUGUCUUAGUAACAUUCACACCUCAAAGCUUUUUUAUGUCGGCACCAAGAUUUGCAUUGCAUGACAAUGGCCAUGAAUGUUCACCUUUGUUUAAUUUGACAAAGUAAAUAAAAUGAGAAUAACUUUUGUAGUAAUUUCUGCUCAGUAUUUCUGUAAGGAAACACAAGCUGUCUGCUCUGACUUUGUGCAGCAGCUGCAGGGAGAAAAGCUCCCAGUGAUUUGUGUUCAGAGUUGUUGAAGGAAGCUCAGCUUGUGGUGCAGGAAGCAUGUAUUUCUGUAAAUGAACCACUUCUUGAAUAAGGUUGCAAGGUUCUCAUUGAGAAGCCACCAUUUCCCAGAACCAAGAGAGUCAUAAAAAAUGUUCUUUUCUGCAAGACUGAGCUAUUAGAGAAGUUGCUUCGGUUGCCAUUUUAAAGGGAUGGGAGCAGUUUGUCCUUGCAGCGCUGACUGCUUACAUGUCAUUUGUAUAAGUAAGUCUCUGCUGGAGAACAGAGCUGCUGUUGUGGUUCACAUAGUUUGCAAGACAACUUCUUCUGUGCUGAAAUAUGAAAGUAGGAAGGGUGCAUUUACUGUUGGAUGCAAAAAGUGGAGCUGGAUGAUCAAAGUGGGGUUGUUUCAAGCAGAAUGUUGGCUGCCAGGAGAGGGGAGCUGGGGAGGAGAAGUGCACCCAUGGAGGAUAAGCCAGUUGGCUGGAUACGGGCACUCAUAUGAAAGCACAGAGCCAGGUGUAAGCUGUGUGAGUGUGAGGUUGUGAACGCUGUCUGUCAGUGCACUCUGCCUGUCACUGUGGUACUUUGAAUCUGUACAGUACGUCUUGGAUGAACUUCAACCUUUCAGAUUGUACUCACCAGAAAAAAAGGGAGAAUCUCUUACUGGAGGUGCUCAGUAACACACACACAGUGGCUCGUGGAAAGCUCUGUACGUCCCUAAGGGAACGCAGGGUUGCUCAGCCUGCCUGGUGGCACUGCUACCAGUUAUGAACAGGGUGCUGGCAGUGCGGGGAGUGCUGAGGGAAACCGGGAGGGCUGCAUGUCCUGGGCAAGGGAGAGGCAUGUUGGCAUGCUGAUGUUUUUGUAAUUUGCGAUACAGGUUCUUUAGCAUAAACUCGUACGUGAUAAGGCACUCUAAGUUUGGACUCAAAGUCACACAAAACUUUAAAAGAGAAACAUAACUUCCAAUGCAGGCUGAGCAGAAAGUAACAUGUUUUUUUCAGGCACUUACAGUUGGAAUUUAUAUAAAAUAUUAAUCGAGUUCUGUGAAAUUUUCCUGCUUAACAUUUAUCUUGUAUGUGAUUUUUUUUUUCUCCUUGUUUUUCUAUCCUAUGCGAAAUAAAUUUUACUUUUAUUUACUCGCUGGUGCGGCCUGUUGCAUUGAGAACGUGAUGUGAGCCUGGAUGGCUGUGCGGCAGCAGCGCAGCUCCUCACCUGCCUGCACCUCUCCUUGGAGCUUUGGGCUUCCACGUGGGAAAGGUUGGGUGUUUGCAAGGAAAGUUUAGUUUGGCAUAAAGAAUAUUAGAUAAGAAGUGUGGCCAGUGAUGCUGUGCUUGUACGUAGACCUUGCUUUAGUCAUCCUUUGGUGAGCAAAAUCUCUGGUGGUGGUUCUUAGCUUUGUGAGCCUAAUGCUUGCCAUGAGGAGAUUAUAUGGAAAAUGUAGCACUUGGUGUUAACCACAGUUCUGCUAUCUCCACUCUCUUGCCAAGAGGCUUCCAGAGUAUAUCACAUACUUACAAACAGAUGAAACCUUUCUUUUGAUUUUAGAGCCCUGUUCUUGGUUUUGGAGUUAAUCUUUUCAGGAGAUUCGAAUGAGGUUCAACCCAGGAAGACUCUUUGGUAGAAGUCCAAAGAAGGCUCCAAUUCAAGCCACGGUUCUGGUGUCUCCUUCAAAAUUAGAAAGAUCAUUUAAAACCCUGAUCUAAAAAGCUCCAUGUAGAAACUCAUUGACCUCAUCAGGCAUAGCUGUAGGUUCGUUCUUAUGCAGCUGUGGAUCCUUUGGCAGCCAUGAGGACUACUUGUUGGUGAUCCAAUUUACAGACUGGCUGGGACAGAGGUUUCUGUGUUUUCCAGAGGCCACAGACAGCCAUGGCUCAUCUGUAUUCAAAGGCCCACUGGUGCCUUUGUAUGGGUAGCAGGUAUGUGGGUAGCAGGAUAAUGAAGGGGGUGAAGGCUGUGGGCACAAGGGCUGCGGAGGAGCUGGUUCUGCAGGCUGAGCUUGGCUGCAGCAGUCCUGAACCAGGACCCAGAGGUAUGAACCCAAGGGUCAGCUAGCAGGACCAACUCUUCUGGUUUCAGUCAAAGGAAACAUGCCUCUUUCUGGGUUUUGCUUGACUUUGGGAAGAAGGAACUGAACUGAGCCAUAACCGCAAAUUUAACUCAAAAAAGAAUACUGUUGUUUUUAAAAGAAAACAAAAACAAACAAAACAAAAACCAGUAUACUUUGUAAUGCUUGUAAAUGCUCUCCAGUUGCAGGAAGGAUCCAGCACUGGCUCAGCAGCUCCCAUAGCUAUCCUGCCCUGUUACAGGCUGGCUGCAUUGUGCAUUGCUAUUAGCAAAUUGGUCCUGGCCAACCCAUUAUCAGUUUAGGUGCUAAAUGUUGUUCUAUACAUGCCUACGCAACAAUUAUGUAUUUUUUAGGUUAGCUAAUGAAACAGAACCCUUCAGGAUUGGAUUUUCUCUGUCUGAUAGCCAUUAUAACAAGUGAUUCCUAACAGCUGCUUCAGCUAUGGUACAGUUCUCUGAAAAACAACCAAAUGUGAUGUGAGCUUCAUACCAAGAUGUUUCAUUUUCAGUUGCACUCUUAGAGUGCCUAUAAAUGUUAUUUCAUACAUAAUGAAACUGCGUUUUACACUUUUAAGUGAGCUUAUCCUUCAGCUUGUCAGGACACUGUAACCCUCCGGAGAAGUUCUGCUUGCUCUGCCAAGCUGAGAGGGGCUGGUGCAUACACACUCUUGCCAGCUUUAAAGCCAAAGAAGUUAUUUUGUUAUAAACCAAGCUGUUUCUCCCCAUGGGCGUUAUAUGCUGUCUGCAAACAGCUGUGCCUGUGCUCCACUCCCUCUUGCAGAGAUGUCACAAGAAACAUUUUGUGGAGCAGAUAGGGGCCUCGGAAACCUUUUCUGUAACUUGUUGCUUAUUAUGCCUUUGUGGUAUCUGUGCAGCUCAUUCUGUGAGCUUCUCAACACAUACAUAAAGAUCUUAAACUUUGAUGAAGCAUAAAAGCAAUAGAAUAGCACUUUGUCUCCAGACUCCAGUAGAUUUUGCAGUGAUACAAAUAAUUUCUGUUACUGAUGUGGAUCAGUGAAAGCCUUUCAGCACAGAGAUUGUACCCACCAACUCAUGUACAGAUAUAAAAGACACCUUGGGGCAGUGUGUGCUGUAGGAGGAUGGAGAAGUUUGUUGGUGCUUAACUCUGUGAGGUGCUCCUUGUCUUUCUGUAACCACUGAAAGAAAUCAGUAACACUGCACUUUAUCUCAGGAGGUGUUUAUUGGUAUUCCCCUCCCAUCAUCUGCCUGGUGUUCAGGGAGCCCUCUAGCACAACCUUCCUUGGUCCAGUCAGCAGCAGCCCGGCUGUGUUGGUGCACUCUCCCUCUCCAGCAGCCCUAUGCUGUGCAACCCUUUCAUGACUUCCCCCAAUGGAGGCCAAACGUUUCUCGUCUGCCUUACAGCCCCACAGGCCAUGAGGCAGCAGCUUGACUGGAUAGGAAAUGUGACAGCUGUGUGAAUCCUUCAGCUCUGACAGAGCAUGAGUUCCUUCCUAUUGGAUGGAGAAAUCGAUCUGAAUUUUUCAAAUUUAAAAAAAAAAAAAAAAAAAAAA
This is a messenger RNA of Phasianus colchicus (ring-necked pheasant), 15976 nucleotides long. RefSeq names its product WAS/WASL interacting protein family member 1 (gene WIPF1). Gene Ontology annotation, biological process: actin filament-based movement. The record is from RefSeq and is a predicted model, not a curated record. Gene Ontology annotation, molecular function: actin binding. Gene Ontology annotation, cellular component: actin filament. Lineage: Eukaryota; Metazoa; Chordata; Aves; Galliformes; Phasianidae.